ACUGACAUUUAGAUUAUGGAUGAUUGUGAGUUAAAGGAACACAAAGCUGAACCUCCAGGAUCCAGCGAUCCUUUUAUGAAAAAUGACUCAUCCAAAUCAAGACCUUCAGGCUUCAGUAAUGAGGCUGGCCCCUCCGACAUCAAGUUUGUUUUCAGAGGUCAGAACCACAGAGAGAUAGCAAAACCUCCAGGAUCCACCUGUCCGUCUAUGAGGAGUGACUGGUCAAAAGAACAACCGAUUCACUUCAGUAAUGAACCAGGGCCCCCACACACAGAAUGGAGGGAGAGUAGCAGCGUUGGUGUGGAGGAGCAGCAGUCCUGCUGUGCUUUGUGUCACAAGGUCUUGAUGGAUCCAGUCUCUACUAGCUGUGAACACCGGUUCUGUAGCCAGUGCCUCACAUCAUACUGGGACCAGUCUGCUUCAUCACAAUGCUCCUCCUGUCCCCAGUGUGGGAAAAGACUCAGAACAUCAGCCAAUCAGAGCAGCUGCGCACCAGAAAAUGUUGGUCUGCAGGAGGUUUUAGAGGAACAUAAGAUCAGUCUGAGGAAGAGAUGUAAAUGUGUGACUGAAGGAAGUGAUGAAACAGGAUGUAAAACUCUCCUCAACGGGAUCUACACUGAUCUCUACAUCACAGAGGGACACAGUGAAAUGGUUAAUACUCAACAUGAGGUCAUGCAACUAGAGAGAACUUCCCAGAUCCAGAACUUCCAUGACUGUCCAAUCAGGUGCCAUGACAUCUUUAAAGCCUUUCCUGACCAACAUGGAGCCAUCAGAGUGGUUCUGACCAUUGGGAUUGCUGGUAUUGGAAAAACCUUCUCAGUUCAGAAGUUCACUCUGGACUGGGCAGAGGGCUUGGAGAACCAAGAUGUCAGUGUGGUGGUUCUGCUUUCGUUCAGGGAGCUGAACUUGAUCAGAGAUGAGCAGCACAGUCUUCUCACGCUGCUCCAUGUUUUCCAUCCAACCCUCCAGAAGCUCCCAGCAGAGCAACUGGCUGUCUGCAAACUCCUCUUCAUCUUUGAUGGUCUGGAUGAAAGCAGACUUUCACUGGACUUCAACAACAGUCAGCUGGUUUCUGACGUUACACAGAAGUCAUCAGUCAACGUUCUGCUGACAAACCUCAUCAAGGGGAACCUGCUUCCCUCGGCUCUCAUCUGGAUAACUACCAGGCCUGCAGCAGCCAAUCAGAUCCCUCCUUCAUGUAUUUCCAGGGUAACAGAAGUACGAGGCUUCACUGACGCCCAGAAGGAGGAGUACUUCAGGAAGAGGUUCAGUGAUGAAGAGCUGUCCAGCAGAAUCAUCUCCCACAUCAAGACCUCCAGGAGCCUCCAAAUCAUGUGUGGAAUCCCAGUCUUCUGCUGGAUCACUGCUACUGUUCUAGAGAACAUGUUGACCUCAGAGCAGAGAGGAGAGCUGCCCAAGACCAUGACUGACAUGUACUCCCACUUCCUGCUGGUCCAGACAAAGAGGAAGAAGAACAAGUACCAUGGAGGACAAAAGACAAGUCCACAGGAGCUGAUGCAGGCUGAUAGGGAAGUUCUCCUGAAGCUGGGGAGGCUGGCGUUUGAACAUCUGGAGAAAGGAAACAUCAUGUUCUACCAAGAAGACCUGGAGCAGUUUGAUCUGGAUGUCACAGAGGCAUUGGUGUACUCAGGAGUUUGUACAGAGAUCUUCAAAAGAGAGAAUCUGAUCUUCCAGAAGCAGGUCUAUUCCUUUGUUCACUUGAGCAUUCAGGAGUUUCUGGCUGCAGUCUACAUGUUCCACUGUUUCACCAACAGAAUCACAGAGGUGAUGGAGAAAUUCUUCGGACAAAAGAAUUAUGACAUAUCUAUGGAGGGCUUAAUGAAAAACGUCCUAGAGAAAUCCUUCCAAAGUAAAAAUGGCCACCUGGACCUGUUUGUUCGCUUCUUUCAUGGCCUCUCAGUUGAGUCGAACCAGAGACUUUUAGGAGACCUGCUGGAUCAGACAGAUAACAAUUCAGAAACCAUCCAAAAAAUCAUCAACAAUCUGAAGGAGAUUACCACUGAUGAUAUCUCUCCUGACAGAAGCAUCAACAUUUUCCACUCUCUAUUGGAGAUGAAGGACAUCUCAGUUUAUCAGGAGGCCCAACAGUUCCUGAAGUCAGAAAAUAGAUCAGGGGGGAAGCUCUCAGAGAUCCAGUGCUCAGCUCUGGCCUACAUUCUGCAGAUGUCAGAGGAGGUUUUGGAUGAGUUGGACCUGGAAAAGUACAAUACAUCAGAGAAUGGACGACUGAGACUGAUUCCAGCUGUGAGGAACUGCAGAAAGGCUCGACUUGGUGGCUGUAAACUCAAACAGGCAGAAUUUGAAGUUGUUGCUUCAGCUCUGAAGUCCAGCCAACAUCUGACUGAACUGGAAAUAAGUCAGAUCCACAUAGAUGGAACCAGUACAGACUCUGGACUGAAUCAUGUGUGUGAGAUCCUGGAGAGUUCAGUCAGUAAAGUAAAGAGUCUGAGACUGGAGUACUGCAGUUUGUCAGAGGUCAGCUGUUCUUCUCUGGUCUCAGCUCUGAAGUCCAACCCCUCCCAUCUGACUCAACUGGACCUGAGAGGAAACAACCUGAAAGAUUCUGGAGUGAAGGAGAUCUGUGGUUUUCUACAGAAUCCAGAAUGCAGAAUACAACAAUUAAUAUUGAUGAACAGCUGGUUGUCAGAGAUCAGCUGUUCUUCUCUGGUCUCAGCUCUUAAGUCCAACCCCUCCCAUCUGACUCAACUGGACCUGAGCUACAACAAGAACCUGAAAGAUUCUGGAGUGAAGGAGCUCUGUGGUUUUCUCCAGAAUCCUGAAUGCAGAAUACAACGAUUAUCAUUGAUCCACUGCAGUUUGUCAGAGGUCAGCUGUUCUUCUCUGGUCUCAGCUCUGAAGUCCAACCCCUCCCAUCUGACUCAACUGGACCUGAGAGGAAACAACCUGAAAGAUUCUGGAGUGAAGGAGCUCUGUGGUUUUCUACAGAAUCCAGAAUGCAGAAUACAACAAUUAAUAUUUAACCACUGCUGCUUGUCAAAGAUCAGCUGUGAUGAUCCGACCUCAGCUCUGAACUCCGACCCCUCACCUCUGACUGGACUGGAGCUGAGAGGCAACUACAACCUGGGAGAUGCUGGAGUGAAGGAGAUCUGUGAUAUUCUACAGACUGGAUGGAGAAUACAACGAUUACAAUUGAAGAGCUGCAGUUUGUCAGAGAUCAGCUGUUCUUCUCUGGCCUCAGCUCUGACCUUUAACCCCUCACAUCUGACUGAACUGGACCUGAGCAACAACAUCCUGAAAGGUUGUGGAGUGAAGGAGCUCUGUGGUUUCCUACAGAAUCCAGAAUGUAAACUACAACGAUUACAAUUGAGGAACUGCAGGUUGUCAGAGAUCAGCUGUUCUUCUCUGGCCUCAGCUCUGACCUUUAACCCCUCACAUCUGACUGAACUGGACCUGAGCAACAACAACCUGAAAGAUUCUGGAGUGAAGGAGCUCUGUGGUUUCCUACAGAAUCCAGAAUGUAAACUACAACGAUUACAAUUGAGGAACUGCAGUUUGUCAGAGAUCAGCUGUUCUUCUCUGGCCUCAGCUCUGACCUUUAACCCCUCACAUCUGACUGAACUGGACCUGAGCUGGAACAACCUGAAAGAUUCUGGAGUGAAGGAGCUCUGUGGUUUCCUACAGAAUCCAGAAUGUAAACUACAACGAUUACAAUUGAGGAACUGCAGUUUGUCAGAGAUCAGCUGUUCUUCUCUGGCCUCAGCUCUGACCUUUAACCCCUCACAUCUGACUGAACUGGACCUGAGCUGGAACGACCUGGAAGAUUUUGGAGUGAAGGAGCUCUGUGGUUUCCUACAGAAUCCAGAAUGUAAACUACAACGAUUACAAUUGAAGAAAUGCAGUUUGUCAAAGAUCAGCUGUUCUUCUCUGGUCUCAGCUCUGAAGUCCAACCAACAUCUGACUCAACUGAACCUGAGAGGAAACAACCUCAAAGAUUCUGCAGUGAAGGAGCUCUGUGGUUUUCUACAGAAUCCUGAUUGCAAAAUACAACAAUUAAUGUUGCCCUCCAACACUCGGCUCAUCAACGAAUCACCACCAACUGUAACUUCUACAUCCACUGCAGAUACGUCUUCGCCGAGACUCGACUUCUUUCUUUCUCAUCAAGAUGAAUCACACAGUCAGUAUGUGGGACCUUCCAGGACAGAUAGGCAGAUGACUGGGAUUUUUAAUUUUCCCACCUUAAUUCCACAAAGUAAGAAAGUUUCCACAGAAAAGCCUCCAGAACUUGUUGACAAGUUAGAACCACCGUGUUUAAAAUACAGCAGACAAGAUACAGCAGGAAACAACCAAGAUGAAAUAAUGGAGUCGGUUGGACAUGUGAGCCACUCCGUCCCAAACAGAUCAGCCUCUACUGACCUUCUCCAGACUUCAGGAUCUGGUUUGAGAAGAAGAGACCUCAGUAACUCGUCUCCUUCUCUCCUCUGUCCUCUGAUUCAUCAGGAUCCUCCUCUAGACGUCAGUAUCUUACCCCGAGCUGCUAGUUUACCCAACAUGAAGCUCCACAGCAGCUUUGAGGAGUUUACUCCUGGUUUCUGUGGAGAUGCAGAUGAUGAAACCUACUGGUUCCAGUGCUCCAGUCCAGGCCUGUACCAGUGCAGAGUGAGCGGCCUGGUGUUUGACAUGAAGGGAGGAGGAGACGUGUUUUACAGGGUUGUUCCCUGGAACAGAAGAUUACUGAGCCCACAUGGCAAGAAGCCUGCAGGACCUCUGUUUGACAUCAGCUGCCAGCAGCAGUCUGUGGCUUAGCUUCAUCUCCCUCACUGUGAGGUCCGCUCCACAGGACGAUGUCACUUCCUGUCCGUCGCUCAUCUACAUGACGAAGGCGUCGAGUUCAUCGGACCUGAGAGGAUCACAGAGACUCACAUCAUCAUCAGCAUCACAGGGUUUUCUGCUUUUGGGAACGUCAAGGAUGAAGAUUCUCCUCCUGACCCGGUCCGAGCCUUGGUUCUGCUGUUCUACAAACCUCCAGCUGAUCCUGAGUCAGAACACGAGAUUAAUGUGUUGAUGCUGCCAAAAAACGUUGUUCUCAACAAUGUGCUGCGUUUCAGGAAGAAAUUAGAC
This is a messenger RNA of Xiphophorus couchianus (Monterrey platyfish), 5100 nucleotides long. RefSeq names its product NACHT, LRR and PYD domains-containing protein 14-like. Lineage: Eukaryota; Metazoa; Chordata; Actinopteri; Cyprinodontiformes; Poeciliidae. Gene Ontology annotation, molecular function: metal ion binding; protein binding. The coding region runs from base 16 to 4785 and encodes 1589 amino acids. The transcript is spliced from 14 exons. The record is from RefSeq and is a predicted model, not a curated record.